Haliotis rufescens (red abalone) is the source of this 4360-nucleotide messenger RNA. RefSeq lists its product as uncharacterized. The transcript is spliced from 14 exons. The record is from RefSeq and is a predicted model, not a curated record. Bases 73 to 2010 code for a protein of 645 amino acids. NCBI's taxonomy places the organism in Eukaryota, Metazoa, Mollusca, Gastropoda, Lepetellida, Haliotidae.
UGACAGUUUACCAGUGACAUACCUGCCUCGUUUUCACCUGACCUCAUUCAGCAGCCAUUUUAAGCGACCAAAAUGGCGCUGUUGAAGUGCUCGAGCACUUCUUGUUUCAUAGUCGUCCUAAUCAGCGUGCUGUACAUACAACAAGUGUCAACACAAUGUGUCAUUCCCUCCGACUUCAAGGGGGACUGGUACUCCAUGGAGGCAGGACGUGACAUCACAACGGUGGUCAACGAACAGAAGUGGGGCGAGUUGACCUGCAUUGACCUCUACAUCCACAAUAACACAUACAAGCUGGAGGGAACCAACGCCACAAUGCUCAUGAGGAAACCCACUACUCAGAGCAACCUUUGCUUGAUGUGUGUGGAUAUAUUGUGGAGAACCAAAAACAUUCUUCAGUACAGACAGAGUGACUGUUUCACAAGCAACAAUGGUUUUGAGAACAUGUGCACUGGCAUCAAACAGCUCCCUGCCGUGGACCAAGUCAUCACGAUGUUCAGGCUAACCAUUGAGACCAUCAACUGCAUCACCACGUGGGAGGGUGUGUUCCAGUUCACAUAUGAAGUCAGUUGGGGUGGCGGCGGCAUCUGCGACACUGGUGGCAGCACAAUCGAGGCCUGUCAGGAUCCGGGCUCCUCCUAUGUGGACAACGAGGUGUUCCUGAUGAAGUACGACAAGUGCAGAGGGGUGUCGACAUCCUUCACACAGACUGUCCGGUACCAGUGUAUGGGCAGCUGGUUCGCCAUGGUGGGAAACACUGGCUACACCUUCGCCGCCAUCGCUGACACUGUCGAGAAGGACAGAAGAGAAAGGUUUAAGUGUAUGAUGACCUUGAAGAACCAGAAGUCAGCUGACAACACCAUCCGAUGGGUCUUGUCCCGCUUCGCUGACUGCGGCAAACUCAACAGCAUCUAUGAUGGCCCCGUCAGGCUGGUGCUGAGAAGAGUCCCCCCUCAGACGCUGUACAUGACGUCUCAGUGCAACCUUCCAAGGAACAUCUCGGGACUGUGGUUCACACAGGGACUGCAGUUCAGCUCCGACGUCACUGUCAACGAGACCCACGUCUACUACAUGACUCGCAAGAAUGAGUUUGAAUUUGAGGAGACAUACCUGUCCUGCCAACAGACCCUCGGAACCCGGUACCUCAUGACCAAAGUCAUUGUUGGGAAAUGUGAGGUGGACUUCGUCUGUUAUGACAUUCUUCCUCGGCAUCACGGCAUCGUACGCUACAGAGUGGGGAAGCCGUCACGGUUAACAAAAGACGAGUUAGCGAACCCCAACUACCUGGAGCAGAAGUUCCGAGAGGCGUGCAGUUGGAUGUCCUUCACCUUCAACCGAGAUGACACGGACUGGAAGUAUGAGGUUCUCAUCUUGAACCCACCCUCACCUGUGGCCUGUCCGAUUGCUGGUCGGUACAAGUUCGUCCAGAACGCCAUGCACUGGAUGGAGAAGUACGCCACCAGGAUCCGUGGUGUGACGGACCGACCCCGUGUCCAGGUGGACUGCCGCAUCACCGUGUCCGAGUUCAAGUCUUGCAGCCAGGACAAGUCCAAGAUCGAGGUGGAUGCCGAGUACUGCGAGUCUGUGGACUACCGAGGUCGACCUAUUGGAGAAUAUGAUGAGGCAGACCACAUUUUGACCUGUGUGGGCUUCUGGAUGGAGGACAUGAAGUCCUACCUCAUCACCUACGACGAGGAGGACGCCAUUUCCGCGUUCCGCUGCUGGGUGUACGAGAGACUGAGUUGGACGGACAUUGUGAUGUCCCGAGCCCAGACUGCCCGCUGCCCAAGAUCCCAGAGGGCCAACAGCUAUCAGUUGGAGGGGACCGGCCUUAGCCUGGAGCUGUACGAGAACGAGAGACUCUAUGACGACUGCCCACAGAGAUUUGACCCCGGUAUCGACCCCUACAGGAAGCCGACAGUCAUCUACGUGUUGAGCAGCGCCACCUAUCCAUCACUUUACUUCCCUCUCCUCAUCUCUCUGCUGACUUUUGCUUUGCUACAAAGGACAUAACAAUAAGAAGGCAAUAGUUCCUUGCCACGCUCUAUCCAGUGACUUACCUUCAACAGUGACCAAUACCAUUUUGUACAAUAGCAGAUCUUAGCCAACAGGAUGAUAUCACUCCGGAAUCCUUGAUGGACUCCAUGAUGCUGGAUAGUUGUCAACAGUGUGAUAGUCAGGUAUCCUGGUAAAGGUUUCUCUCAAUGAUAUCCAAUAUUUGUCUUUAGGGUACCCUGGAGACAAAUAAUAAUUGUUGGCAGAUAUUUGUCCCAAAACAAUAUCAUUAAGCAAAUAUUUAACAGUUUUCUAAAUGAUGGCAGAUAUUUGUCACAAGAGUGUCCGGUUGAAAGAAAUCAAACUUUUUACACUGGUAAAUGAAGUUUACAAGAUGUAAACUCUAUGAAUUAGAUGUAAAGUUUGGAUGACAAAUAUAUGAGUUGCCAUGGUUUCAAAGAGGCCGUACAGGAGGACUUCCAUGAUUAAAACUAUUUCCUGCAUAUUAAUUUGAACCCAUGUCAAAUGAAAUGUACAAAUAUUUUGAAAUGAUUAACAUUGAUCAUUGAUAGCAGCAAAUACAUGUACUAACAAAUAAUGUUAGGAUUUACCAAUAGUGCAGCAUAAUGUGAAGUAUAGUUAGUUCAGUUUUGGUUAGGGGAGCUGUAAGGCUCAGGUCUUGGUAACAAUGGUGUGUUGAAGAAUCAAGUAAGUUUACAUUGGCAACAGAUGAGGAUGCUCGAUGAGUAGUUCAAUCACGAGAGUAGAGUUUUGAUUUUAUUCCUUCAGCAUGCGUGAUGAUGUAGUUCAUUUGUACAUAGGUCAUAUGGCAAUAAUCAGCUCAUGCUAACGCUGACAGUUCGUAAUUAAGCUUGUACAUAAUUGUAAAUAUUGUAAAUAUGUUUUUGUUUUAUAGAUCAAAUACAAAAAAAUCAUUGUUUCUGUAUCUACUGCUUAUAUAUCUUUAACAUGGUUAUAAUAAAAUGCUUUACAGUGAUACUACUUCACAGUGAUCCUAUGACAGCAACCAACAGUCAGAAACUGUGAGGAGACUGUCACAUGAGGAGAUCUCCUCUCCUCUCCUCUCCUCUGUACUGCUGUGCCAUAGCUUUGCAACUGCUUUGCAAUAUUUGACAUCUACUGUUCAUUAAUACAUAGCUACGAUUCUGCAUCUGGGUCAGAGACAUUCUUGUAAGGUUUUUACUUUCUAUCAGUUUCUUUGUUUUUCCAAACUUCCAUAUUUUGUACCUACUUACUAUUUUGAUGACAAAUCAUAUCACAAACAUUGAUGUUUGUAUGAAUCAACAAAGGCAUCAACAGUUUCUUUUGACUCGUCCAUACUUCAAACAAUUAUCGCAGUUAUCUUCAUUUUCCAUAUUGACACAGACAUUUAUGCGAAAUUGUUUUUCUUCUGUGUAUAUUCAGCAUGCUUUGAGCAUUCAUCGGACGCAAAGCUACCAUAUUUUGCUAGCCGGACUUAGUGAUAGACAAAUAACAUGUCUUUAGAGUCCUAUUGUUGAUGGUAAAUAGUUCUGGCAUAAGAAUGUUUUAAUAUAUUUUUUGAUUGACUAUGAAUGUGUUGUCAUGUUCAAUAAAUACUGCCACCAGCCUGUCUGUACACAUCACUGUUCCAUCAAGUAGGGUCACAUAUCUUUGACUUGUUGGGUAUCGGUCACUUCACUGAGACAACACAAUAAGUGUCUUUCUAGGAAUGAAAAGACAAAAACUACUGCCUUUUGGAUGAGUGGAAAUAGAAACACAACAAUAGUCUUUUUGACUAAUUAGUUCAAUAUCAGUCCAUGGUUUCAUAAAGGAGAUCUACCGUUAUUAAUCUCAUUCAGAUCUUUUACUCUGUGCAUGAAGUGAGGUAUGGUGUAAGCUUCUGCUCUUGAUUGAUCUUAGUGUUUUUAGAAUCAUUUUCCUUCUCUGCAUCAAGGUCAAGGAAACUGUUGUGACCUUGAAGGUAAUGUUGAUCUGUUUGUGAACAUAUUUUUCUACCCAAAACAUUUUAUAUGCCAGUUAAUCAAGUAUUUGUAAUAAACUGUAAUUUAAAAAAAGGUUUGGUUUUGUUAUAUGUUAAUCAUUUACUACUAAAAGAAGUUAACGACCACCUGAUUCUUUCAUAUUACUUUGUCAUGGCAUGGCAGAUUAACUAUAGUAAUAUGAAAGAAUCGGAUGGUCUAUAACUUGUGGGUUUUUUUUGUACUAUAAUAUUAUGUCAUUUUUACCUGUUUCAAGUCCCCCAGGCCACAGGUAAAUGUUGGCUUGAAGGGGCUUCACAAUAGUAUAUGCAAGAGUAGUCUCCCUUUGUCAGGUCAGCACCAGUUCCCCUGGAAACUUUUUUUAAUAAAAUUUAUUGUGCAAGUUU